UUCAAAAUCGCUCAAAACAGAAGCAUAUGUCAUGUCAACCCUGUGAUGUCUUUCCUGGAACUAAAUGUCACCUAAUGGUCGCUAUCUACAUGUAGUGGCUUCUCCAUUUGUGUCAUUAUGGAAUGCUUUGUAUUUCGUGUUUGUGACGUUGUUGUGGUCAAACUUGUUUGGUCGUAAAAAGGAAGGGAUCAAGUCGAGAAGGGCGCGUUACUGGAACCGAACUACCUACAUGGCCUCUCGCUCCCCUCGAGAUGGAAAACGUCCUUGCAAAUCUCAAAGCUCUUUUGAUGAAUUCGAAGAUGAUUUACCAAAAGAUAUCGCUCAUCUUCGGGCGUAUCAUAAGCAAGCUUAUGGCUACAUUGCAAAGGCUUUAGAAAUCGACGAAGAGGGAGGGGGCCUGUCAUCGAAGAAAAGAGCUGUAGAAUUCUACAAAAAAGGAGUUUAUGAGUUGGAGACAGGACUUCUGAUUAAUUGUGAUAGAGAAGGUGUGGUGUUUCAAUUUAUCAACUUGUCUAAUAAGUUACUUUACACUUGCACACCAAUGUGCACAAAAAGUCUCAAGCCUGGGANAAUAAAGUAA
This is a messenger RNA of Stylophora pistillata, 580 nucleotides long. Its product is annotated as spastin. Gene Ontology annotation, cellular component: microtubule cytoskeleton. NCBI's taxonomy places the organism in Eukaryota, Metazoa, Cnidaria, Anthozoa, Scleractinia, Pocilloporidae. The record is from RefSeq and is a predicted model, not a curated record. Gene Ontology annotation, molecular function: microtubule severing ATPase activity; ATP hydrolysis activity; ATP binding.